This is a messenger RNA of Perognathus longimembris pacificus (Pacific pocket mouse), 3454 nucleotides long. Its product is annotated as zinc finger protein 383. The coding region runs from base 345 to 2528 and encodes 727 amino acids. The record is from RefSeq and is a predicted model, not a curated record. NCBI's taxonomy places the organism in Eukaryota, Metazoa, Chordata, Mammalia, Rodentia, Heteromyidae. Gene Ontology annotation, biological process: regulation of transcription by RNA polymerase II. Gene Ontology annotation, cellular component: nucleus. The transcript has 4 exons. Gene Ontology annotation, molecular function: RNA polymerase II cis-regulatory region sequence-specific DNA binding; zinc ion binding; DNA-binding transcription factor activity, RNA polymerase II-specific.
CCGCGGCGGCACUGGAGUACUUCCUGUGAGACGGAGGCUUUAAGCAUCUGUAACGGGGAGCUCGGCCUCGCCAUGCAGGUCUACUCCGCAUCUCUACUCUUGGUUACUGGAGCUCCCUCCUCAGGAUCCGCCACGUCCACCCCCCUUUUCGUCCAUCCACCCAGUGCCAGGACGACCCUCUCUUUGUCCCCGUUUACCUCAGCGGCCGUUUUACCGCCUCCGAGCCCGGUGCUCCGCGAGACACCCCCAGCAGGCCACGCUUCCUUUCCCCUAGCGUACGGGGUUCGAGACCGGCUGGGGGGCGGCGGCACUCAUGGGCCGGAGUUUGGAGCGGAGCCUUGAAGAUGUUGGCUCCUCGUGGGCCUCUUCCACCCAUUUCGGACUGGAGGGUGGGCUGCGCUGGUGAUUUCUGUGACGUCCCGACCCCUUCGUGGUGGAGCUCGGGUGCAGAUCUGCAGAUCUCCGUAUCCGCUCGUGGGCCGGGAGCUUCCACCCCCACACACGCAGUGUUCCCCACGUCGUUAUCGGCUCUGUCUCCUGAGACCUUGCUGCUCCCCAGGAAGAGCAGGAAAAUGGCCACGGGACCCCCAAGAGCCGCAAAAGAGGAUUUCAUGGCCUUCAGGGAUGUGGUCGUGGAUUUCACCCCAGAGGAGUGGAGGUUGUUGAGCCCGGCUCAGAGAACCCUGCACAGGGAGGUGAUGCUGGAGACCUAUAGUCAUCUCCUCUCAGUGGAAAUUCUGCUCCCCAAGUCUAAAUGCAUUAGUAACAUGGAACAAGAGGAAGAGCCCUGGAGAGAAGAGAGAAAACAUUCCUCAGAGUGCUGCCCAGGAUCAAAGCCAGAAACUCAUCAUUGUCCUUCCUGCCCUCUCAUGUUCUCUGGUCAGCAAGCCCUCAACCAACAUACGUGGCCGGGUCCUCUCCCUCAGCUCCUCUCAAGUUCAUGUGCAGGAACUCACAGCUUUCCAUGGAAACAUUAUCUAGAAGAUCUGAAACAAUGGCAGGAAGAAUUCUUUGAACAAGACCACUUGAGAAACAAAGCAGACACUCAAGAGAGAGAGCAAGAGUCCAGGCUCCUGUUUGGGAGCCUAAGCAAACAUGGCUCUUCAAAGGCCAUCUCCAGUCUACCUGAAGAACAUCUAGUAAGGCCUAAGGAAGAUGGCCCGAUCAUAGAUACACGUUCCAGCCUAGAACAGAAGGUAGACCUUAAGGAAAUGGCCAACGUAUUUUGUGGUUUAAAUGUCUCACCCUUUGGAGUGCUCAAAUAUGAAAAGCUUGGGCCACGAUUUAUGAAGGAGUCGAAUCUACCUAGCCUGCAGAAGUCGCACCCAAGAGAGACACCUUACAUGCAUGUGGAGUGGGGCCAGAGCCUUGGUAGACUGCCAGUCCUCAUGAAAAACCCGAAGACACACCUUGGGGACAAGCCUUUCCUGUGCCAAGAAUGUGGGCGAGGCUUUAACUGGAAGUCAAACCUCAUCACACACCAAAGGAUGCACUCUGGGGAGAAACCUUAUGUAUGCAAGGAUUGUGGCCGAGGCUUUACUUGGAAAUCAAACCUCUUCACACACCAGCGGAUACACUCAGGGGUCAAGCCUUAUAUGUGCCAAGAAUGCGGACAAAGCUUCAGCCUGAAGUCCAACCUUAUCACCCACCAACGGUCACACACUGGGGAGAAGCCAUAUGUGUGCAAGGAAUGUGGGAGUAGCUUUCGCCAGCAUUCACACCUCAUCCGACAUAAAAGGACACAUUCAGGGGAGAAGCCUUUUGUCUGCAGAGUGUGCCAGCAAAGGUUUAGCCAAAAGUCACACCUUGUCAGACACUUGAGGACACACACAGGAGAGAAACCUUACAUAUGCACCGAGUGUGGGCGUGGCUUUAGCUGGAAGUCCAACCUCCUCACCCAUCAGAGGACUCACUCUGGGGUCAAGCCAUAUGUGUGUCUAGAGUGUGGCCAGAGCUUCAGCCUGAAGUCCAACCUCUCUAAGCACCAGCGGGCACAUGCAGGGGAGAAGCCCUUUGGGUGCACGGAGUGUGGGCGCAGCUUUACCCGCAAGUCCUCGCUUGUCACGCACCAGAAGAAACAUUCAGGGGAGAAGCUAUUUGUAUGCCGGGAGUGUAAGCAAAGCUUUAAUGAUAAGUUGACCCUCCUCACACACCAAAGGACACAUUUGGGGGAAAAGCCUUUCAUGUGCAGGGAGUGUGGUCAGAAGUUUCGGCAAAAGCCUAACCUGUUUAGACACAAGAGGGCACACUCAGGUGACUCUGUAUGCAGGGAGUGUGGGCAAAGCUUUUGUGAUAAGCUUACUCUCAUUAAACAUGAGAGGGCACACUUGGGGCAAAAGGUGCAUGUGUGUAGGGAGUGUGGGCAAGGGUUUAGCCAGCAGUCACACCUCCUUAGGCAUCAGAGGACACACUCGGGAGAGAAGCCUUAUGUUUGCAGGAAAUGUGCUCGAGCCUUCAGUAGGAAGUCAAAUCUCCUCAGGCAUCAGAGGAUGCACAGUAUAGAUACCAUCUGUGUGCAAGGAGUAUAGCAAAGAAUCACAGUUACAGUAGGGAGUUACCAUUAGGUGCCAGAGGACACCGAGCAAUAGUUUAGUAAUAGGUGUUGUGGUUAUAGUCUGUCUAACACUAUCUGGAUAAGACUUGCAUGGCUGUCACCUGAAGGAGACUUUCCCACCCAUGGUCAAGGAGCUCUGGCCUUCCAUCCUGCAAAUGGUGUGUUGUGGAGGACUUUUCAACAGGGAAAUUAGGGAAUGGAGACUUCCCAUAUGAUUUUCUAAGAUCAAAUAAAUACUCCUUCCACAAACUACCUUCAGUAUCACAAAAAUGAUAUAAUACUACAGCUUGUCUUCGUUGUCUGUCCUGCCUUGCAACCGGAAACAGGAGACCUAGCAGGCAUUGUGACAUAUUUCAUCUUUUUUCCUUAGCCCAGUCAGCUUUGGAGAGUUUGGGGGAUGAUGAAUUUACAGAGACAGACCUACAGGGACACCAGGUUUUAUUAUUUGACAGUCUGUAAAUAUUUUAGUUGGAGGUUUGGGAAGAAGUAUCCAGUUUGUAAAUAUUCUGCCCUUGCCUGCUUCCUAAGACUUUCCUCUGGCUCCAGGUCAGUUCACACAAUGAUAUUUAUUUGUUGACUGGGGUAUUUAGAUAAUAUGUGAUAUUACAAUGAAGAAAUUACACAGAAGUAGAAAAUGAAAUUGUUUUCUGUUCUUUGAAUCAGCAUACGCUAUCCCAUAAAUGACUCUUGGAUUUAAGACUAACUUGCAAAAUAUACCAGUUUUCUGGUUGAAAUAGUCUUAUUGUAAAUGGUACCAUCUCACAAAUUAACCUAAAAUGCUGGUUUCCCUUUAUGUGUUUCACUAAGUGAUUCUGAAUUUUGUUUGGACAAUAUGUCAGGAAUGUAAAGAAACUGUCAAAAUAAAAAAGUUUCUGUUCAGAUACAAUUGUUUAGAAUAAA